This is a messenger RNA of Diachasma alloeum, 1511 nucleotides long. Its product is annotated as phytanoyl-CoA dioxygenase, peroxisomal. NCBI's taxonomy places the organism in Eukaryota, Metazoa, Arthropoda, Insecta, Hymenoptera, Braconidae. The coding region runs from base 458 to 1330 and encodes 290 amino acids. Gene Ontology annotation, molecular function: phytanoyl-CoA dioxygenase activity. The record is from RefSeq and is a predicted model, not a curated record. Gene Ontology annotation, biological process: fatty acid alpha-oxidation. The transcript is spliced from 6 exons.
CCCCUUAUAUCUUCAUCCUUUCAAUACUUGAAAAUCCAUAAAAACGCACUCCAUUUGGAAUGUUAAUACUCAUUUUUUGUGGAUGGUCAUGCGAACAUUUAUAAAUUGUUUAUUAAAAUUUAUAAAUUGGCUAUCGGCAAGUUUAGAAAAUACUCCAAUAUCUUUAUGGCAAUUGACCUUUCUUUCGCGAGACGACUUUUUAUUAUCUCAACUCCGCGAGCUGGUGGAGAUAUUUUUUUAAUCAAUGGCAGGAACUAAUCGAAAGUGCAAUUCACUUCAUCACUUGAUCAUCAAAGGCAGUGGGAUGCCAAUCUCCUUUGCUCUCUGGAAAAAACAUCCGUCGUAGAAUGCCUUAGUCAUAUCUCGACCGUUGAGUGCUACAGAGGAUCUGCAAGAUAGUUCGCGAAAAAUCAUCCUAACAUCAAAAUCGGCAGAUCGGCAACUGAAUAACGAUAAAAUGGAGCAGAAUUUGAUUCUAACUCGUGAUACUGGGAGAUUGACAUUGGAUCAGCGUAGAUUCUACGAGACGAGUGGUUACUUGGUGAUCCCUAAACUAGUGCCUCAGGAGGCGCUCGAUAAAUUCAGUCAGAGGUUCGAUGAUAUUGUUGCGGGGAAAGUUGAACAUGGCAUGAUGACAGUGAUGAAAGACGUGGUAGAUCGAUCAUCGGUCAAUAAGAUCCAGGAUAUCAACCACGACGAGGUUUUUCGCUCUUAUAUCGAGGAUAAUAAACUCCUGAACAUCGUCGAGUGCUUCACCGGGGCAAAUAUCAUGGCGAUCCAUUCCAUGCUGAUCGCCAAGCCUCCGGAUGUUGGGGCCGGGAGCACCAGACACCCACCGCAUCAGGAUCUGUACUACUUCCCCAUUCGUCCAGAGAAUAGAAUUGUAGCAACGUGGACAGCCAUCGAGCCCUGCGAUACGAAAAACGGUUGUUUAUUCGUUGCCCCUGGGAGUCAUCUCCAGAGAAAACUCUAUCCGCACGGCUAUCCCCUGGAUCAAAUUGCCAAUAAAAUGUAUUUUGGUAUUCAGGAUCUAUCGGAAUCCAUUGGCUGGAUAGACCUUGAAAUGGAGGCUGGUGACACAGUUUUCUUCCAUCCACUCCUGAUUCACGGAUCCGGUGUGAACAAAUCGAAUCGCACGAGAAAAGCAAUUUCCUGUCACUACGCAGCUGCGGAAUGCAACUACAUCGAGGUCACUGGAACUGUUCAAGAAAAAAUAGAGAAAGAAGUUCUUGAGAUCACAGCUAGACGUUACCCAGGGCUCCAACUUAGCUAUCAGGAUUACUGGCGGUUCAAGUCCACUAUCGCACGGGGGUUGAAAUGUAAUCUUUAAAAUUGAGCUCAACUCUGAGAGGCGAGGAUGAAUCGAUAAAAAUCAAUUUGACAAUCUAUAAAACAUCGAUGAUAUAAAUUAGUCAAAAUAAGUAAAUUGAUAAAUAAUUCGAUAUAAAAACCUAUCCUAUUUGAUAUGAAAAAUCAGUGGAGAAAAAAAACAUUAAAUAAAACGAUUUAAC